This is a messenger RNA of Saccharomyces eubayanus, 2379 nucleotides long. It is a transcript of the gene MAK5, whose product is annotated as ATP-dependent RNA helicase. The transcript has a single exon. NCBI's taxonomy places the organism in Eukaryota, Fungi, Ascomycota, Saccharomycetes, Saccharomycetales, Saccharomycetaceae. Bases 1 to 2379 code for a protein of 792 amino acids. Gene Ontology annotation, molecular function: RNA helicase activity; nucleic acid binding; ATP binding. Gene Ontology annotation, cellular component: nucleolus. The record is from RefSeq and is a predicted model, not a curated record.
AUGGGUAGGAAAAGACUUCCUCAAAAGAAAAAGCCUGUUGCAAAGCCACAGGAAAUGAUCGUAGAUGAAUCAAAACUAAAUUGGAAACCUGUAGAAGUUCCAGAUACUCUGGAUGAUUUUGGUGGGUUUUAUGGCUUAGAAGAAAUCGAUGGUGUGGAUGUCAAAAUAGUCAACGGUAAAGUAAAUUUUGUCGCUAGAAAUGAUUCAAAAGUGGUCAAAAAUAACUCUAAAGAAAAAACUGAGACUAAAAAGGUACCAGAUGAUACUCAAUCUGUAUCAAGUCCUGUUUUAAGUUCAGAUUCAGAAUCCGAGCUCCUGGAAUUCAAGAACUUGGAUGACUUUGAAGAAGGAGAGUUGAGUGCAGCUUCGUACUCCUCCUCUGACGAAGAUGAACAAAAUGAAGAAAAGGAUGCUAAUUCAAAUGAUGACAACAAGGACGAGGAUGAGGAUAAGAAGGACGUGGAUGAAAAGGAUGAGGAUGAAGAUGAGGAUGAAGAUGUCUUGAAGGAAAAUGUCUUCAACCAAAACAUUAAUAUUGAUGAUAUUUCUCCUGUCAACCUACCAGAAUGGACAAAGCUUGCUCCUCUAUCAAUGACGACUUUACAGAGUUUACAGAAGUUAAAUUUCCUCAGACCAACAGAAAUUCAAAAAAAAUCUAUUCCGGUCAUUUUGAAAGGCAAAGAUGUCAUGGGUAAAGCCUCUACAGGUUCAGGUAAGACAUUGGCCUAUGGUAUUCCAAUUGUAGAGCAACUGGUUACUAAUUUUUCUCAGAAAAACAAAAAACCUAUAUCGUUAAUCUUCACACCAACAAGAGAACUAGCGCAUCAAGUGACUGACCACUUGAAGAAAAUUUCUGAACCGGUCCUAGAAAAAUCCCAAUACUCUAUAUUAUCUUUAACUGGUGGUCUUUCUAUUCAAAAGCAACAGCGUCUACUAAAGUACGACAAUAGUGGUCAAAUUGUUAUUGCAACGCCAGGUAGAUUUUUAGAACUGUUGGAAAAAGACGCCGACUUAAUUAAAAGAUUCUCCCAAAUUGACACAUUAAUUCUUGAUGAAGCUGAUAGGUUGUUACAAGACGGUCAUUUUGACGAAUUCGAAAAAAUUAUUAAAUAUUUAUCAGUGGAAAGGAAGAAAAGCAAAAUAAAAAAUUCUGAAAAUGAUAACGUGUUUUGGCAAACUUUAAUUUUUUCUGCAACUUUCUCCAUCGAUCUGUUCGAUAAACUAUCUUCGUCUCAUAAGGCUAGGGACCAGAAAUUCAAAAACAAUGAAGAUGAAUUGAAUGCCGUAAUAAACCAUUUGAUGAACAAAGUUCAAUUCAACUCAAAACCAGUGAUAAUAGACGCAAAUCCAGAGUCGAAGGUUAGCUCACAAAUCAAAGAAUCUCUGAUUGAAUGCCCUCCGCUAGAGCGUGACUUGUAUUGUUAUUACUUUUUAACAAUGUUUCCAGGUACAACCUUAAUCUUUUGUAAUGCUAUUGAUUCUGUGAAGAAACUGACCGUAUACUUAAACAAUUUAAGGAUUCCAGCUUUCCAAAUUCACUCUUCGAUGACUCAAAAGAAUCGUUUGAAAAACUUAGAAAGGUUUAAACUACAGAGUGCUAAACAAAAGACAAUAAAUCAUUCAAAUCCUGAUUCUGUUCAACUCUCCACAGUGUUGAUUGCAAGUGAUGUUGCUGCAAGAGGUCUGGACAUUCCUGGUGUCCAGCACGUUAUCCAUUACCAUUUACCAAGAUCUACCGAUAUUUAUAUUCAUAGAUCGGGCAGAACUGCAAGAGCGGGCUCUGAGGGUGUUUCUAUAAUGAUUUGUUCACCACAAGAAUCCAUGGGCCCGUUAAGAAAACUUAGAAAGACACUGGCUGCAAAAAACGGCGUUUCAGCAGAUUUUAAUACUAAGCCAACGAGUAGAAAGGCUAUCAAAUGGCAGAAUACUGUGCCCUUGUUACCAAUCGAAACUGAUAUUGUUUCCCAAUUAAGAGAAAGAAGUAGAUUAUCUGGUGAAUUGGCUGAUCAUGAAAUAGCGUCAAACUCCUUGAGAAAAGAUGACAAUUGGUUGAAGAAAGCGGCCGAUGAGUUAGGUAUUGAUGUCGAUUCUGAUGAUGAUGACAUAUCAAAAAGUAAUACAGACUCUUUCUUAUUAAAGAAUAAAAAUAGGAAAAUACAAAAGACUAUAAAUAAGGAUAAAGUGAGAGCAAUGAAAGCUGAAUUAAACGACAUACUAUCAGAGCCUAUACGUAAAGAUAGGAGACAAAAAUAUUUAACAGGUGGGUUAGUAAAUCUGGCUGAUAAUCUGGUCAAAAAGAGAGGUCAUAAUACUAUCAUUGGCCAUGAAAGGAUGGAUGCUUUAGAAACAUUAAAAAAAAAGAAAAAGGGAAAUAAUUAA